Stylonychia lemnae is the source of this 4185-nucleotide messenger RNA. The record is from the annotation of a GenBank genome assembly. NCBI's taxonomy places the organism in Eukaryota, Ciliophora, Spirotrichea, Sporadotrichida, Oxytrichidae.
AUGGAUCAGUCUCUGCCUGAAGGUGAUUUAAAUUAACCUAAAAGAGUGUUAGCUGAUUUUGAAUUUUAUUUGCAAGUUAACAUUACUCUUUUCAACCCCGCAGUUGGAUUUUUCGGUAGGACCUACAAGGGAAGGUAAAUGAAGAUGAAUGUAUUAGAAGAGAACUAAGAAAUAACUACUAACGAGAGUGACUGGGUUCUAUUUUACACAAAAGCAGAAUCAACAGAAACUAAAGCAGUAGUUGAAGUUGUUAUUAAUGAGCAUGAUAUAAAAAAGAAAGUGCAAAGGCAAAUUGGAUUAGGCCAUGCUGUUAUUCCUCUAUUUUAUGGCGAGCCUCCGGUAUCUGUAGAUAUAAUGAAAGGGACUCCUAGAGAAGUUGCCAAAAAUGCCAAAGACCCGAGUUAUUAGACUUAACCGUCUGGAAGUAUUCUCUAUUUCGAUGUCAAGCAAUAGAUACUUAAAAAGUUUGAGAAAAUGUUGAACAUAAUACCUGAAAAUAUCUUAGUUGGUUAAAAUGAUGAUGUCCCAGGUAUAGAUGGAUCUAAACUUCCCCCAAACAUUGAUGAUGCAAAUCUCAAACUUAAAGUCUCAAAUCCAAGAACAAUUUACGCUCACAAUAUUAGAAUUUCGAGCAUGAAUGAAGUGGAGUAGUCCUUCUCUUUAUUUUUAAAAGAUUGGAAAAUGCUGAUAUCCUAAGUUGAAGGCUAGGAGCUAAGCCAGAAGUAGCCAUAGAAAUUACAAUCAGAAAUUUUGGAAAGGAGAUUAUCUGUAGUUCCUCAUAAUUCUUGGAGAGCUAUUGGUUCAUCUAGCUUUGUCAGUUUAAAUAAAGAGUUAUCGGGUGUAAUUUAAAGCAGUGGAGCUCUUAAAGUGUUAAACUUCCCCAUUCAUCCAUUAAUUGGAUUAGUAUUUAAAUUGGAAUAUAGAGUUUAAUUCACAAACACAAGCAGAUAGUAAGAAACAAAGGAUUUCGUAUUAGGCUGGUGUGUCUGUGUUCCUAAUCUUAAUAUGGAGGGAGACAAUCUUUUAGAUGAGGAAGUUUAAUUAGAUUUGAUUCUAGGGCCAGGAUUGACUUUACUUGGAGAUGUACUCUGGGAUUAAUCUCUAGUUAGAAAGGAGAGAAGACUAUUUGUAAAGAUGGCUAUAGUAUUGACUACUAGCGAGGACAUGAUCAGUGAAGCAGAGAAAAAGAAAUAAGAGGAAUUAAUCAUUAAGUAAGCACAACAAAAGGCAGAAAAGAAGAUGAAAGGGUAAGAAUAAAGGAAGAAGACUGAGCAAGACAAUGUUCUGAAAUAAAUUCAAGAGGAGAAUGAGAGACUAAAAAAAGAAAAAGAAGAGUUACUUCAGCAAAGCAUGCAACCAAAAGAGGAAAUAAUUUUGAAGCAAACUCAAAAUAACCAAGAAAUAGAAAAGGCUAAAUAAUACUAUAGAACUAAAAAUGAAGAAAUAGAAGAGUUGAUAGAGUAAGUCAUGAAAAGUUUCAAAUAAGGAGAAGAUGCUGUGCCUAAAAAUUUGAUAAACCAAAGUGAUUAAACAGUCACAAGUUUAUUGAGAUUCUUGAUCUAAAUAGUCAUGCAAAACUAUGGAGGAGAAGAUAACAUGAUGGUUGGAGAUAUGUACAACUCAUCAAGAUAAGAAGUCACUAAAAAGAAUUUGCUUGACAUGCUUAAGAGUGAAUAAAGCUACAAAAUGAAUGUCUUUGGAUCUGAAGGAGGAGUGGCAGUUCUACAAAGUAAAGAGCUAUCAAGAUAGGAUAAAGUUAAUUUAAUCAGAUUAGGAGUUGGAAAGAAUUUACUAGAUCCAGAAACUGAGGCUAAGCUAUUCGCAAGUGAGCCUAGAAUGGAACUAGAAGUGAAUGAUUUAUAUAAAGCAAGCACUAUAUCAUUCAAAUUUGUUGCAAUAAAAACUCCAGUUCAAUUCAACAACACUGUUUAGAUUCCAUAGAAGCUAUUCUUCACCUUCAAAUUCUUUACAUUCAAAAGUAUGUCAACUGAGAAAGUUGUGUUAAGACUUCCUUAAGAGGAGGGAAACAAUCAGCAAAUAAUAAAGCAAAAUCAAUCUGAACUAAAUUAGAACAUAAAGAUUAAGCUUGGGACAUAAUACUACCUUGUUAGGCUAUAAGCAUUAAUGCAAUAAAAUCUUGACCCUUCUCAAUAAGUACCUAUAAAUAGUUAAUAGUCAGCACUCUAAUUAAUUUUUGAUGUUGAUCCCUCAAUAAGUUCUGUUCCUGAUGAAGAUUUACAUCUAUCUAGAUAUCUAAAAGAUAGAGUUUUGACUAUAGAUCUAUGGAAUGGAGAUUCACUAAUGCAUUAUGGAACCUGCAAAAUACCACUUCAUACAAUAAUGAGGUAGGGAGAACCUUCUAAAAUACUAGCUCAGUAGUUUGAUAUUUGUGAGCCAGAUAAUGGUCUAUAUGUUGGUGGUUUAUAGCUUUUGAUUACUAAUGAGGGUAGGAAAAUUCCUCAUAUAGAAAAAUCACCAGUUUAACCAAAUCAAAGUUCAAUAAAGCACAAGAAAAAAGUACUUUCAAAGCCCAUUGAAAACUAUACCGCAGCAAUAGACAGCUAAUUAUCGUCUUUAGCUUAAAAUUAUGAAUUCACAAAGUAAAAUAUGACUCAGAUGCAUCAAUCUGAGGACGCUAGGAAAAAACUGAGAGUUGAAAGGCUAAAAAGAUAAACAGUUGGCAAUGAACUUUAGACAUCAAACCUCCUCAAUACUUUCUCUGAUCCGCAUGCUAAGGAAUGGGAUAAAUAUAAUUCUUUGAAAUAAAUUGAGGUACUAAGGGAGACAAGGAAGUUUAAUCUAUUAACAAAAGUGUUAAAGGAAUCUAUGGCUACUAAAUCAAAGGUAGAAGUUACUCCUGGCUAGCCAUCAUUAGUUCAUCUUAUUGUUUAAAAUCCUUUUCCUUAGGAUGUUGUUUUUCUUGUAUAAAUUCAUGAUCCAGACAGUUAAGUAUUGAGAGUUAAUAAUAUUGAUGAAGAGAUGCAGUUAGUUCAUAAUGAGAGUAAAGAGUGGCAGUUCUGGUUUAAUGAAGGUAAAUGUAACAGACCAGAUGCUUGGGAUAUUGUGAGCAAUAAAUAAGAGCUUAUGCUUAGAUCAGGCUAGCAAUGUCCACUUCUGUUCAAAUUUAUUUCAUUCAGAGAGCCAGUAAGUGAGGGCAUAAUGAAUGUAAGGCAAUAAAAGAAUAAUAACUCCACAAUAAAUGCCUCAAGUCAGAGCAUAGAUCCGACUGAUUUAAAACCGAGAAAAAUCAUAAUCUCUGUUGUUUCCUCUGAUGGUAUGACAAUCUCAACUUUGGAAGUUAAAAUUCUGCCAAGAGAACAGUAUUGUGAUUAGAUUUUCAGAUAUUAUGAACCUUAAUCUGUUUAAACUUGUGUUAAGAUACCAAACUUUGUGCCGUUUUCGCUUUAAACUGGAAUGAUUGCCAAGGCCUCAAAUCAUUCAAUGAAGGCAAGUAUUCUUCCUUAAGAUAAUAAUAGAAUACUAGUUACUUUACAAACAGAUAAAGCCCCUAAAAAGCAAGAAAGUUAUAUAUAUCUUUAUUCUGACGCCUACUGCUCUCAAUUACUAGCAUGCUGCAAAGUAGAAAUAUUCUCCUUAGUGUGUAUUAGUUAAAAGCUCUAGACAGCAGGGCCAGAAACCAUUUGCCAACUUUAAGUGAGGUCUUAAAUGAAAAGAACAAUAGAAAUAUUUAGUUCCAAUCCAAGACUAGUCUUUCCACCUGGUAAAAAAGAAAGAAAUCUCCUAAUGCUUUAACCGAAUGAGUUAACCACAAUGAAUAUUGGUGUUAAAGCUUUGGUCAGUGGAGUGUAAAGAGCUAGAAUUCAUUGCGUUGAUGUCAAUAGCAAGGAGUUGAUUCAAGCUUGGCUUUUCCAAGUUGAAGCUGAUAAGCCUAACCUUCAAAAAGCUUACUAAAUAUCUACGACUGCUGGUCGCCACACGCCAUAUAAAUUCCCAUAUACCAACCCAUUGAGUGAAUUUGUGACUAUUGAAUUCGUAUCAUCGAAAUCUAGUGUAAUGGAAGUAAGAGUUGAGAAGAUUCCGUUUGAAAGCUAAGAGACUAAGCAUGUUAAUUUGUAUAUACCUCCAUAGAAUAGAGUGGGGUAAGAAGAGGUUAUUCUGUACAUUAAUGAUGAGAGCGGAAGAGUCAGUGAAAGUCUAUUCUUUAAGAUCAAUAUAACGCCUUGA